Molecule: messenger RNA, 5499 nt
Organism: Athalia rosae (coleseed sawfly)
Lineage: Eukaryota; Metazoa; Arthropoda; Insecta; Hymenoptera; Athaliidae
Product: tetraspanin-11-like
Exons: 9
Coding region: 1481-2344 (287 amino acids)
Cellular component (GO): membrane
Source: RefSeq, a predicted model, not a curated record
UGCUCCGAGUUAUACUGCGGGGGUGGUUUUGUUUGCGCAAUCAUUGAAAAUAUAAUAUUAUUCAUGAACGGGAACUGCCGUGACAGACGAAAUCAACCACCUGUAAACGCUAUUAAAUUUUGGCGUUUAGCCAAACGGAAAAAGGAAAUAUACCAAAACUUUGGGGUCGAGGUGCUAACGAAGUAGUACGGGAAUCUUGGCCCGAGGUGCCUUUGGGGAAAUUCGGUUUCACACCCCAAAACUUGUCCGGGGGUUGUAAACGCUCUAGAUUUCGUGGUACCCGAUGUAGAGUCCCACCAACUGAUUAAAUUAUCUCACGUAUGAGAAUACCAAGUUUAUGGCCGACGAAUAUUAUCGACCUACCGAAUUCCAGAGGAGAAUAAGAACGAGAGAAAAAAUUAAGCCGCGGACGACGACCAUUAAAUUUUUGAUUCCUCGACGCGGACGGAUUUGCAGAUCGAAAAAGAAAAAAAAAAGUGGCCAAAUUUAUAACUCGAUUCGAGGUUCGACGACUGUCUCGAGGGAGCAUUAUUUCGCUGCAGUGGGGCAUUAAUCUUUAAUCAAUUCAGCGUUUCAGAGCUUUAAUUUAAUUCAAAAGCCCUUUAAUCAUGAAAAUUCUGCAUUACGUUGGGCAUAAUUUUCAUACCCUGAUACCGAGCACAUUAAUUAUACCGUAUAUAACUCUCCCACGUUGGUUAUUGCGAUCAACGAUCAUAUUUGUAUGAGAAAAGGUACGCGCAUAUUAGAUGAAAACUUUUGACUCACGACGAAUACGUGAACUCCGACGUACAUGCAAAAUUGAUAUAACCGUGCCGUUUGAUGAACAUAUUGAAAUAUACAUCAAGCUUUUUCACUUAAACUCUAGCGUUCUGCAGUUAAAUAUUUUAAUGAACGUGAUGUCACCUUACCCCGUUCGCAGUGACCCGUGCAUCCGGAUGGGAAUAAUAAUUGUCCCAGCCAAAUAAUUUAGCGUAUAACAUACAACUGGGAUAGCAGAAUCUAUUUAACUUAGUUAUUCCAAUUAACGAGGUGUCUACGGAUACAGCGAAUCUACGGAUAAAUAACGUAAUUUCCAGCUUUUGCGGAAGUAGAUUUCCAGCGAAACGGCUGAAAGGCCUUAUAAAUACGACGUUGAUACACCAGCCCUUUGAUUACCGAAUUAUUCGAUCCAUUCAGACGAUGAACUAAUACCGAAAUUGGCCAAUCACGCUGCUCCGUAUCAAGUCUCAGAAUAAUAUCGCUCCAAGAGAAGGAAGAAUUAACCCGAAUCGGAAAGUUCAAAAAAUCAUCGGAGUUAUCGCAAAAAUCAAUCAGCGAUUAUUCGAUUCACGAACUCGUUCCAUUCGGUGUAAAAAUUAGCGAAGCACUACGGGGAAACUGUGAAAAGCCGCGUCAGCUGGCGCCCUUUACAUUUGAUGAACUCGAAGCACGUGUUGAAUUUAAUUAUUGAUGACUGGAUUUCCGUGAGAAGAAACACGGUAUGAAGUACCUAAAGGUCGCUCUUUUCAUGUUCAACCUUUUGAUAUGGUUGGCCGGAUGCACCGUGCUGGUAAUGGGUGCCUGGCUCUUGCUGGAGCCGAGUAAAGGUCACCUUUUGAACCUUUUCGUCCCCAACGUAACCCCGCAAGAAACUAUCCACUUGAUCGCCUACAGUCUUCUGGGUCUCGGCAUCACCGUGUUGACUGUCGGAUUCUGCGGAUGUCGAGCUGCGUUUCACGAAAACCAAUGCGUAUUAGCGAUCUACAUGAGCAUGCUGAUCGCACUGAUAGUCACGGAAUUAGUGACCGCAGCCGCAGGUGGUCUGGUAACAUACCGCGUUUUGUCCGGCCUAGAAGCCAGGCUAAAAGAACGGCUCGGUGAUCACUACGGACACGAUCCUACGAGUGAUAUUCCCUUCAGUCGAAGCCUCGAUUUUGCUCAGUACAAGUUCAAUUGCUGUGGGAUCCACGGUGACGAGGACUACAACAAUACUGCCUGGUGGAGAGACGGCCGAAUAUCCGGUAGCAGACGGCAAGUUCCUCUUACAUGUUGCGUCCUCAAAAAUAUCGAGGCCGAAAAUGCCGGGAGCCCAAUCAGCGUAGUAUCCAGAGUAUUUCAUAGAAACGAUGAAGAGCCAUGGCUUCGUCCUCAGCCAAAAGACGAGGCUUCGUGUCAAAUUGAAGACGUGGAAGGUCACGAAGGAUACAGACACAAGGAGGGCUGUCUCGACAAACUAACGAGCUGGUUACAAACUGAAAGUUUUACUCUGGUGUUCCUCGGCAUGGCGAUGGCUGGUAUUCAGACGUUUGGGAUCAUCACGUCAGCCUUCCUCUGCCGCACCCUUCGAGACAUAGAGACGGAUUAAAUGUGACUUAUAAUACACCGAACGUUGCCUGGGAGUAGCACUGAAACGCACACGAAGUCAAACGGAAUCAGAUCAUCGUUCCAAUCAAUCGAUCCGACCGUACGUACGUUGGAGUCUUGCGUGAGAAAUUUCAUGAUUGGGAAGGGGUGGAUCGUCGCACCGUCGCGAGUCUUUCGUCUGAUUGUGACGUCGAUCGAACAACGAUCAUUUCGUCCCAGUCCGCGCGGUAUUGUCUAAUUGUAUAAGUUCGUUGACACGUAACAAUCCUAAGCACACAGAAUAUUUUUGCGAUAGGCUAACGCCUCAGAUCGCGCGAACCGAUGAACGUAUUGUAAUCCUAAUUGUAACGAACUUCGUGGUUUCCUUGUACAAGAACAUGAGAUAAUAAUAUUACAUUAGAAAGCAAAUCAGAAAAAUAAUAAGUCAUUCAAUGAAGUAGGACAGUAAAAGUAGCCGGUUGAAUCGAAGUAAAAAUUUAAAAGUCAUCAUUCGAACGAGAAUGCCGCGUGAAUUGUUUUCGUCGAUAUUGCAGUUGGGUAGUACGAUGAAUAUACGGAAUCGCAUUAACGCAAUGUGAAACAGAGAGAACAAAAAAAAUAAAAAAAAAAAAACGUUGAAAAAGUUGCGUCUGGGACUUUGAGAUCGAUUGAAUUGAAAAUUCACGUAUUUUCCUCCUGGAAUAAUAUUGUUCUUCGCGAAUUGAGUUGCCAAUUGCUGACUCAUUGAUAUAUAUAAAGAAUAUGAUUGGGAAUAUCGAUGUUUGCUGCAUGUAUUAUAAUACUGUAUGUUGAUAAUAUGUUAAUUCGCGUUUUGUGAUGUACAUUUAUAAGUAUGACACGUAAUAUUAUAAAUACGAUGCGGUGCAAAGUGAUAUACAUAUACCUGUGUAUGUGUACGUACGCUCCCGAAUUGAGCAAAUAUUUGUACGUAUGUACAUAUAAAUACAGUAUGUAUAUUAUAUGCGUUGAUUAGGGUAAAGAUAUUUUAUUUAAAAUAUAAAUAUAACAUUUGAUUGAAUUUACCAUGUAUUAUAUGUGGCCUUGUUGCACUUAAGGUUAAUCAAUAUUUAAAUCAUAUAUAUCUUAUCUUGCAAUCGACGCUUAUUAUAUAUCUUUAAAAAUAACAAUUCCAUAAUUUUAUUCUGUGAUGAUUUUUCCAUGAAAGUUGAAAAAAAAAGUAAAUUCCGAAUUACAAAAAACGAGGUCUAGUAACCAGACGCGGGUGACCCAUAUUCUUUUUCAUUCGAAUAGAAUGUGCUUCAAAAAUCAACUCGUUCGAAAAUUCUAAAUUUCAAUUAUUCAUUUCACCGAAGCUCAAUUUACCCGACGCUCUACACCCGUUAGUAGAUCGCAUCAAAGUCCAGAACAAAUAAUGAAACUGAAAUAAUGAAAAAUUUGUUAAAUUUUGAAGCACAUUCUAUAGAAUGUUCACUUUUGUGGACCACGUUCUCGCGGCGGUAGCCGCUAUUUUUUAUGGGUUACGCUUUUUUGGCUCCCAGCUCUCGAUACAAUGCCACUGGUAUUACCCCACUCGCUUGUUACAUGUUGAACUGUUUUACAUGGUGGCCGAUUUUUUUACCCGCUCUUCGGAAACGAUAUUCAUUCCAAUUACGUACGUGAUACGCGUGAGGCAUAAAAAGAUAACGAGGCCUGACGCGAACUAUUAGCCAAACGAAUGUUGAGGAUACACCGGCGAAUUAACUGGCUCUAUAAUAAUAAAAUAUUUAACCGUAGGUAUGUAAUGAAAUCGAGUGAAAGAAUUUCACGUGGUAUCGCUAUAUGACCUACCCCAUUCAUCAGAGUCAAUUAUGAAGCUUGAAAUAGACGCGAUUAUUCGAGCGUCAAGUGUGAGUUCAUUAAUUCAUCGUACGUAUAACUACUACUAUAUGAUAGAAGAAAAAAAAAAAGUUGUAAUUAUACUCGAGCGAGUAUAUGCAUAAAUUGUGUGAAUUUUUAAAUCUGAAUCACCGGAUUUUUGUGAAUAGUUUUUAUCGCGAUGCCAACGGUAUUGAUCAAUUCGAAUCACGUGGCGGUUGAAUCCGUACCGUAGAUUCGUUAUUAUAUAGAAAUAUUUACUGACGAGAUGUCUUCAGAUUUUAUCGCAUGUUAUAUUUUUUCCUUUCUUUUUUCAAUCAUUUUCUAUUAAUGUUAGUCACUUAACAUAUAAGAGCAGAAAAAAACUGUAUGUAUAGAGCGCAAAAGAAAAAUAUAAGCAGAAGGAGAAAAAUAUUCAGGUAUCUAAUCCGUAGAAACUAUACUUGAUAGAUAAUCAUAGACAUAUGAAUAUUAUGAUUAUUUAUGCAAUAAAACAACGUCACGAUGCAAAAUUAUAUAUUUUUUUGUUAACUAUAUAUAUCAUCGAAAGAAUAUACGAUACGAUAAUGUAAGACACGUGUCGCUAGAAAGAAGAAAAUGAAAUCUGUCCGCGUAAUGAAUUUAUGAGAUACAUAUACCUUGUGGUCAUAUUUGUUAAUUUUUCAAAUGCAAUUAAGAAGAAUUAAUGAUCAUUCCAUUGUUCCAUCGAAUUGGAAGGGGGCGUGUGUUUAACAUCUAUACGCUGUGCAUAUAGAUACCUACCGGUUAAUACAUAAAUGUCGCAAGCAAUAUGUAUUCGUAAAAUGAAAAUACAAAAUACUUCAAGUUCAAUAUAUGUAAUCUGUCCAUACGAAGUGUGCACUGUACCUAAAAACGUGUUAAUCAAAAGAGAGAGCGAAACGGAAGCACAAAAAAAAAAUAAUUAAUUGAAAACGUAAAUGUUCCGAGACUAGGUAUGUCCACACCUGUUUCGUGCCGUGUUAUAUAAUAUAUAAAUUCAUGCACAUGAGAUAUACCACGUAAAAUCGACCCAACCAAAACCCUGGCCCCUUCUUAUAAUUUUUCAUGUUCUGAAGAUCUUCGUUCGAUGUUGUUAUUCGGCUUGCAGGUGAUGAGUUAUCCGUUGAGUUUAUCGAACGAAAGUUUACAAAAUAUCUCGACUCUACCGCGAGCACGAUGUAGCGGUCGGAGAAGGUCAGGGGUUGUUUCUUCUCGGGUCGAUUUCGCGUGGAAUUCGCCAUGUGUAUAUUACACCAUAAGUCCGUGACACGUACAUUAUAUAAUUAUACAUAUAUACAUAUACUGUACCGAAUAUUCGAGAAAAAAAAAAAAACAAUUGUU